CGCUUGUAGUCUCGCCCAUUCUCGCGGCUGUUCCCGGAAGUUUAUAUGCUAAGACGGGGUCCUUCAGGGUGGAGUGAAUUUAGCCGGAAGGUGACUUACACAAAGGAACAUAAUGUCAUCCAAACUGUUUGGUAAAGAUUUGAAGCAGUAUGAAGACUUGGAUAUAGAUGAACUCCUAGAAAAGUUGACCCCUGAAGAGUUGGAGGAACUCAACAAUGAUAUUGACCCUGAUAACUCAUUGCUACCUCCAUCUCAGCGGUGUAAAGACCAGACUACCAAAGCCCCUACAGGGCCAUUCAAGAGGCAGCAACUCUUAGACUUCUUGGAAAAGAAAGCCAAGGAGGAGAAAGACUGGGAACAGAAUAAGCCAUAUGUGAAAGAAACUAGAGGCAAAGUAUAUGUGCCCAAGGAAGAACCCAAAAAGAUAGACCCCAACGAUGAAAUAGAAACAGAAUUUGAUGAUAUUCUGCGCAGUGCCACAGAGGAAGAAUUAGUUGAUUUAGCAGCUGUGUUGGGCUUCCACAGUCUCCUGAACCAGGUACAGUACACAGCAUCCAUGGAGGACAGGAAAGUAGAGGGUGGCUUUUCAGGGAUGGCCAAAGCACAGUUGUUGAAGAAGGUUGAAGAUGAGCCCCCAAAUGACACUGAUGUUGACGAAGCACUACAACAAAUUAAGAGCAAUGAUCCGAAGUUGAAAGAGUUGAAUUUAAACAACAUAAAGAACAUCUCCAUUGAGAGGCUUUGUGAAUUUGCUCAGGCUUUGAAAACCAACACAAAUCUAGAACACUUUCAUAUGGCAAACACAGCUGCUUCAGAUAAAGUAGGAAGGGAACUAGCAGAAGCAAUGAAAGAAAACAAAACACUGAAGACACUGAAUAUAGAGUCCAAUUUUAUUUCUGGACCAGUAAUUGUGGAAAUUAUUGAGGCAAUCAACCAACCCCAGACACUGCUGGAGUUCAGAGUAGAAAACCAGAAACCACAAGUCCUAGGGUGUAAGGUAGAAAUGGAAGUUGCCAAAUUGAUAGAGAGCAAUGAUACACUGAUAAAGCUGGGAAUGACCUUAGAAUUUGCCAACGCAAGAAUAAGGAUCUCAGAAAAAAUAGAGAAAAACCUUGAUAAAUAUCGUUUGGAGAGGGUUGGUGACAAGGAAAAAAAAUAAACCAUGUGUAGUAAUUAUGUUGGACUUUGCGUGUAGCUGAUGACUGUCUGUGCCUCGUCUCUGCCCAUCAGUGCUUUAUACCUCAGUGUGAACAGUGGCAGAAAAUCCAUAAUAUAUUGGCCAAUAAGAUAUAUAUAUAUAUAAUAUACAUGUAUGGAGGAACUUUUACCCUCCCUGCCUGGUAUGCCAGAAUGGUACCUGGACCUGAACAUGGAUAGAAAAUGUACAAAGAACUAUGGAUUAAUGGAAGCUCCAAAGAAAAUUUGGAUACAAGUCAACGAGGUAGAAUUGGGAAUAAUGCUUCUGCUUUUCAAGAGGAAAAUAAUUCAAGGUGCUGUGAAUAUUAUAUGUAGGCUGACUGUUUUUGAACAUAGGUGCGAAUGAAGUCAGAGUGCAUUUAAGUAGUGCUGAAGCUUCACAUUGUACAUAUUUUCUAUGAGCUUUUUGUACUUUUCUUCUGUAGAACUAUCUAUGCUUUCAUUGCUUACUUUUUUUAUGUAGACCAACUGGGUCAAGUAAGCAGUACAGUGGGUAACAUAAGAAGGGUUCAUGAACAUCUUUUGAACUUGGCAUAAAGAAAGACAAAGCAGGAUAGUGAAACUCUGAAAGCUAGAAUUUCAGCAUCUCAUAUUAAGAAUUUUAGUAUCUUGUAUUAAGGUUGAAGAGAUGAUUUACAGAAUCAUGCGAAAUACAUCAAGCUUCUGGUAGUAUUUUGAUGAGGUUGCAGUCCAUACAACAAUUUCAUUUGUUUAUAUAAAGGUCUUUGUGCUACUCUUAUGACUUACCAGCAUAAUGUAGUGCCAUAUGUAGCACAAGUAUUGAUGUCGAAUCUGGCAGCAGUUGUUUACCAGAGUUUAUAAAGUAUGCAACUGGAGGCAAAUCUGUUGUAGAACAUUUUCCAACAAUUAUGUUUUAUUCAUAUGUUAUCAUGCAUGUAAUUGUAAAUAUUAUUAAUGACUAAGAUCAUUGAUGUGCAAGAAAGUGUGAAAAGAUCUUAAUUAUCCACAAGUUGUUUUUAAAAAGCUCAAUUUAAACCAGUUUCUGUCAUGUGUAGUUCAGUAUAAUUGAUCCUAUUACUUGAAUUGUAUCUUUUCCUUUGAGUGUGUCACAAAACUUUCUUAAUGAUUGAAAUCCUGCUAGAAGGUCAUCUAAGCACAUCCCAUUGCUGCCAUUCAGCUCACCUAACACAAUUGAGACCUCUAAGGGUACUCUCACAGUUUCUUUUUAAACUAGUCAAAAGUAAGGGUGAUUAAGCACUUUAUCAUGCACUCAUGAUCUCAUUGUGACAGUUCAUACAAUUUUAUUGUAUUGUAUUGGGGUGUUUUAAAGAAAAGCAUAUGUAAUUACAUUUAUAUGCAAAAUAGUUGCCAGGAAAGAAAUACAAAAAACUCAUUUCCAGAAAUUUAAAGCCAAUAGUGUGCUCAUCUACUGCCUUGUGUUUCUGCAAAAGUGUCAAGAAUUUUGAAAUAAAUGCUCUAGAAAUGUA
Lingula anatina is the source of this 2645-nucleotide messenger RNA. Its product is annotated as tropomodulin-1. NCBI's taxonomy places the organism in Eukaryota, Metazoa, Brachiopoda, Lingulata, Lingulida, Lingulidae. Gene Ontology annotation, molecular function: tropomyosin binding. Gene Ontology annotation, biological process: actin filament organization; myofibril assembly; pointed-end actin filament capping. The record is from RefSeq and is a predicted model, not a curated record. Gene Ontology annotation, cellular component: myofibril; cytoskeleton.